Molecule: messenger RNA, 867 nt
Organism: Microsporum canis CBS 113480
Lineage: Eukaryota; Fungi; Ascomycota; Eurotiomycetes; Onygenales; Arthrodermataceae
Product: fumarylacetoacetate hydrolase domain-containing protein 2A
Exons: 3
Coding region: 1-867 (288 amino acids)
Molecular function (GO): catalytic activity
Source: RefSeq, a predicted model, not a curated record
AUGCCUGCAUUCUCUCGCCUCGUCCGCUUCCUUGCCAAAGACGGCCUGGUGUACCACGGAGAUGCCAUUCUACCUUCAGGCGUUACUGAUAUUGCCCAAAUAACCAAAGCCAGGGUCAUCAAGGGAGAGAUAUUCGGUAAUCAUCAGGUUACGGAUCAAAUUCAGGAGGUGAAGAAGUUGCUUUGUCCACUUGCUCGCAAUGACAUCAGGACUGUUCGAUGUUUAGGCUUGAACUACGCUGAACACGCCAAAGAGUCAAACAUGCCCCUACCAAAAUACCCUGUUCUGUUCUUUAAACCAGUCACAGCCGCGAGUGGACCGACUGAUGACAUACCUGUCCCUCCAAUGGCCCAGGAAUGUGAAGGGUUGGACUAUGAAUGCGAGCUGGUAAUUGUCAUUGGGAAAGAGGCUCAUAAUGUACCGAAGUCAAAGGCGUUGGACUACGUGCUGGGCUACUCUGUGGGCAAUGAUGUGUCUCAUAGGGAAUGGCAGAUCAAGCGUGGAGGCAGCCAGUGGGGUAUAGGCAAGGGAUUCGAUGGAUGGGCUCCCUUUGGACCCGGAAUCGUAACUUCAAAAGUUAUACCGGACCCGAAUGCCUUACGGAUAUCAACAAAGGUGAAUGGGAAAACCGUGCAGGAUUCAAACACAAGGGAUAUGGUAUUUGGCGUGGCAGAGACGGUUGCAUUCUUAUCCCAAGGAACAACAUUGUUACCUGGUGAUAUCAUCUUCACUGGAACACCUCAAGGAGUUGGAAUGGGGAGGAAACCUCAGAUAUGGUUAAAGAACGGAGACAUGGUGGAAGUGUCACUCGAAAAUGUUGGAACAUGCGGCAACAAGGUUGUUCACGUUAAUACUUCUAAGCUGUAG